Messenger RNA from Auanema sp. JU1783, 1047 nucleotides. The record is from the annotation of a GenBank genome assembly. NCBI's taxonomy places the organism in Eukaryota, Metazoa, Nematoda, Chromadorea, Rhabditida, Rhabditidae.
AUGUCUUCCGACGAUAAACUCGCGGAAGCUUCGAAGAGUUCCAAUGAAACUCUUCAUGAAAUGCCAUCGAUUGAAUGGAUGGUCCUACAUCAUCUAUUCAUUAUCGUCUUCACUCUAUUCGGAAAUAUUUUACUAAUUUUUGUAAUUUUCAAAAACAAUCAAAUGGUUCGACGGAAACGCGUGACUCCUGUACAGAUUUUGAUGUUGCACAUGUGUGCGGCGGAUAUCUUGUUUGCUGUCAUCACCAUGAUUCCUACUAUGAUCAUGACCAUAACUGUUCCAUUUUUUUUCGGACCGAAUUUUCUUUGUAAACUCACCAAGCUGUUACAGGUGUUUCCGAUGUAUGCCAGUUCCUUCCUUCUUGUUGCAAUCAGUGCUGAUCGAUAUCAGGCGAUUUGUCGUCCCUUGGCCUCAAUGCGGUCAGCUUACAACCGUCCUUCGAUGUAUGCAGUAUUGGCUUGGUCGGCUGCUUUCAUUUUCUCAACUCCACAACUAUCGCUGUUUCAAAAGAAAAAUGGUGAUUGCAUGGGAGCAUAUACCAGUCCCAUACAGUAUACCAUAUAUGUGAUUGUCUUCAAUGUUCUGGUGUGGUUACUACCUUCGGCAAUUGCUGGUUUUUUAUAUUAUCAAGUUUGCAAAGCUGUAUGGCAGAGCACAAGCUUCACAUCAAACCUGCGAUCAGAAACUCCGCAAAGAACUUCAUCAACGGAGGAGCGAAGUUUAGAGCUCUCUCCAUCACAACAACUAUAUUCACAACAGAAAGGCGGAAUUUUGCAAUGUCUUGAGCUGGAUAGACGCCGUGUUCAGACAGUCAAGUUAACAUUGACCAUCGUAGCGGCUAAUUUCCUUCUAUGGACUCCUUUCUGUUUGAUAUCGAUAAUCGACGCAGUCUGGCCAUAUGCCAUUAGUAUGUUGUCAAUAUGGAAAUUUGAAAAUGGUUUCCUUUUCCGAUCCGACAUUUGCGACGUACAUAAUGUUUUUCGGGAAUCUGAACAGUUGUAUGAAUCCAUGGAUAUGGUUCUAUUUCAAUCAACCGCAAAUGCGUAG